GGUCCCAUGCUCUCCACCUAACAGUUCUCCUGAACCUAAACCCUGAAAAAACAUUUUUCCUCUUCCCUGUGCACAACGCAACCGCACGCCGCCCGGCGCCGCCACUAUGAACAUCUCAACCAUGGGGCUCGAUGCCAGCUCAAUCACAACGGCGACAGCCACCGCGACGGCGAAGGUGAGUCACCGGAGUGGGAUCAUCGGUUACAAUGGGACCAAUAGUUGUAGGCUCAUUCAGUUCCAGCAAAGGAAGAAGAAGGCUUCUUCAUUGAUCGUUUGUUCGACAAAGCCGCUUUCCUCGGUAGUGGAUCGUCAAGGGGUCAACGAGUCAGGACUGAGUCGAAUUGAGUCACUGAGUCAGGUAUCAGGCGUGCUGGGUUGUCAAUGGGGUGAUGAAGGAAAAGGAAAGCUCGUUGAUAUAUUGGCUAAGCAAUUUGAUAUUGUUGCUCGUUGUCAGGGAGGAGCCAAUGCUGGGCACACUAUUUACAAUUCUGAGGGGAAGAAGUUUGCUCUGCACCUUGUCCCUUCAGGGAUUCUCAAUGAGGAAACUAUAUGUGUUAUUGGUAACGGAGUUGUGGUACAUCUACCAGGACUUUUUAAUGAAAUUGACAAUCUUGAAUCUAAUGGAGUUUCUUGCCAAGGAAGGAUUUUGGUAUCCGAUCGUGCUCAGUUGUUAUUUGAUUUUCACCAAGAAGUAGAUGGGCUUAGAGAAGCUGAGCUAGAUAAGUCCUUUAUUGGAACCACCAAGAGAGGCAUUGGGCCUUGCUAUUCAAGCAAGGUUAUUCGAAAUGGCAUAAGGGUAAGUGAUUUAAGGCAUAUGGACACAUUCCCCCAAAAGCUUGAUCUUUUAUUAUCAGAUGCCGCUUCAAGAUUCCAAGGUUUUAAGUAUAGCCCUGACAUGCUCAGGGAGGAAGUGGAACGCUAUAAGAAAUUUGCUGAGAGGUUGGAACCUUUCAUUACAGAUACCGUGCACUUCAUGAAUGAUGCUAUAUCUCAGAAAAAGAAGAUUUUGGUAGAAGGUGGUCAGGCAACUAUGCUGGAUAUCGAUUUUGGGACAUAUCCUUUUGUCACUUCAUCCAGUCCAUCAGCUGGUGGAAUCUGCACAGGUCUUGGAAUUGCUCCCAGAGUUGUCGGUGAUCUUGUUGGUGUGGUUAAGGCAUAUACGACAAGAGUUGGUUCUGGUCCUUUCCCAACAGAACUCAUGGGCAAAGGUGGUGAUGUUCUUCGUUCUGCUGGGCAGGAGUUUGGCACAACUACUGGACGCCCUCGUCGCUGUGGUUGGCUAGACAUAGUUGCACUGAGAUACUGCUGUCAAAUAAAUGGAUUUGCUUCUCUAAACCUGACAAAACUAGAUGUGCUGUCAGAUCUAUCAGAAAUUCAGUUGGGUGUUACUUACAGGCAUCCUGAUGGUUCAACAUUAAAUUCUUUUCCUUCUGAUCUAACUCUUCUCGAACAAAUAAAAGUGGAGUAUGAAGUUUUGCCUGGAUGGCAGACUGAUAUUUCUUCCAUCAGGAAGUAUUCUGACUUGCCCAAGGCUGCACGCGAGUAUGUAGAAAGGAUAGAGGAGCUUGUUGGGGUACCUAUCCACUACAUUGGUAUUGGGCCUGGUCGUGACGCCCUUAUCUACAAGUGAUUUUAGAUAUUUUCAUCAUAUUACCAGAAUCAUAUUCUUCAAAUUGCUGGUAAACCUUAGCUAAGCUUGUAGUAACUUUAGGCAUUAUCAGUUUGAUGUCGUUGCUUAAUGUAACAAUAAUGUACUUGUUGUUUUUAAAGCUAGAUAUACCCCCUCCCUGUUUUCCUUUCGGGAUUUUGUUGAACCUCCCAAGGAAAAGUCAGUUAAGAACGCCACUAGCUUACUUGAGUGA
Molecule: messenger RNA, 1862 nt
Organism: Solanum stenotomum
Lineage: Eukaryota; Viridiplantae; Streptophyta; Magnoliopsida; Solanales; Solanaceae
Product: adenylosuccinate synthetase, chloroplastic-like
Exons: 4
Coding region: 107-1630 (507 amino acids)
Biological process (GO): IMP metabolic process; 'de novo' AMP biosynthetic process
Cellular component (GO): cytoplasm
Molecular function (GO): adenylosuccinate synthase activity; GTP binding
Source: RefSeq, a predicted model, not a curated record